UUUCGUCAUUUCGGCUCAGGUUUACGGUGCGCAAGGAAUAGGUACAAUGUCGGGCAAACGUGGAGUGGAUUUCGUCAAGCAUGUGGCCGAGUACGCUGCCAGUAAGGGAGGCUUCGAUCGCGUUCUUAAAAUGAUUAAAAUCACUGGCGGCGGCGACGGACGAGCCAUUGGGGAGUUUACUGUGGAAAAGGAGCACCUUAACCGACAAGGGACCUUGCAUGGAGGUCUGACAGCCACCAUUGUGGACAACGUUACCACCUACGCGCUGAUGUCGACGGGAUCACAUCCAGGCGUAACUGCCACUCUGAAUGUCAGUUACAUGUCGGCCGCAAAGCCAGGAGAGGUUGUUGAAAUAGAUGCAAGAACACUGCGUGCAGGUCGCAAAAUGGCGUACUUGGACUGUGUUUUGAAGCGCAAAUCGGAUGGAAGAAUUCUCGCCAGCGGGGGGCAGGUCAAGUACGUUGAUUUCGACCAGGAAACUUGAUUAUUAGAACUCAACAGAAAAUGCAAUGCAUCAAAAAUUUGAAUAAAAUCAUUUUGCAGCGUA
Messenger RNA from Drosophila pseudoobscura, 547 nucleotides. RefSeq names its product acyl-coenzyme A thioesterase 13-like. Gene Ontology annotation, molecular function: fatty acyl-CoA hydrolase activity. The record is from RefSeq and is a predicted model, not a curated record. The coding region runs from base 47 to 484 and encodes 145 amino acids. NCBI's taxonomy places the organism in Eukaryota, Metazoa, Arthropoda, Insecta, Diptera, Drosophilidae. The transcript has 2 exons.